Messenger RNA from Rotaria socialis, 1761 nucleotides. Lineage: Eukaryota; Metazoa; Rotifera; Eurotatoria; Philodinida; Philodinidae. The record is from the annotation of a GenBank genome assembly.
AUGAGCUUAUCAACAGUCAUACAUAAGGAAAACUCAGGUGUUGAAAUAAAACGAACAUCAUCUGCACAACGAGAUGAAGAAAAUAUCAUUCGGAAGCGACUGAGAAUUAAUUCGAUUGCAACUGUUGUGUCAAGUGUUAAUAAAGAUGAUGUAGACCGUGGUCAUCAAAUCAAUACUCAUAUAGCAGCCAGAAAACUUGAACUAUUGCCAAAUGAAAUAUUAUACUUAAUCGUUUCUCAUUUGCAUGUAUCUCAUAUUGUUCAGGCAUUUCACGGACUCAACCAGAGAUUCAAUUCGAUUGUUUUCCAGUCUAUUCGUAAUUUUAAAAUCUCAAAUUAUGUAUCACGAGUUUGGCUACUUGAUUAUAUGUCGCGUAUCGCUGAUGCAAUUGUAAACAUGUCUUUGGGAGUCGAUUCAUUGUCCCAUGCUUUUCCCUGCGAGAACUUCUAUCGGAAUCUUACUUCCAUGGUUCUCAGACACGCGCGCUUCGCCGUAGAAUUCAAUGUCGAAAACGAUGGAGCCUUUGCAACUGCGGUUACAUGUUUGAACACACUUACCCAAUGUGGCCUAACGGCUGAAUGUUUUCGACAAUCAAAUCUUCGUAACAAUGGCAUUGUGCUAAAGAGCGAUGAUCAGAGUUAUACAAUUUUAAGGGCUCAACCCUGUCUAGCCAUCAAACGCCUAGGUAUACUGCAUUGUUCUGAACAGGAUCUAGUAGAUUUAUGUGGUCUCGUGCCGAAUUUAACGUCGUUGCGUGUUGGAGUCCUCGAAGGAAGUUCAAACGUUUCGUUUCAAAAUGGUCUAUUCGAUGUCGUCUCUCGAUUUGGAUCGUUGACUCGAUUACAUCUAGGCACUAGUGCCAUCGGUGGUAUUCAUAUUGACGUUAUCGAAUGGUUGAUCCGUUGUUAUCAAUCAUCACUUGAACAAGUAACAUUAGUUAUUUCAUCGGCUGAUCCAUUUCUUGACGGCUAUCAUCUCCAGAAAAUCCUUGAGCCAUGCCAAAAGCUAAAAAAAUUAUCAUUUAAAUUUGAGUUUGAUGAAGAAGACAUUAGUGUUGACAUAAAUGAUCUAUGUCGACAAUUUCAGAGCGAGUGGUGGCUCAAUGCUCUUCGAGCACCGGUACUUAUUCUUCGGGACCAUAAUGAUCAUGUCUUUAUUGGUUCCAUUCCUCUUUAUUUUCCGGUCAAUAUGAUAUUUCCGACGGAUCUCAAUCUGUGGCGACUGAAUAAGGGGCAGUUGGAUUCAUCGAUGCUUCGCUUCACUGAUUUAAAAUCGAUUCAUUUUUACAGCAAUAAUAAACAAGCGAUAACGUUUGAUCUUCUGCGAUUCAUCGAUCGUGUUUUUCCUUCGUGUAAUCAAACACUCACUUUAAACUACUGGAAAUUCGAUUCACCACAAAAACUAUUCACACAGUGGAUCAACAGUACGCUCACAAUACCUACUCUCAAUAGGGUGGCGUUUCUCGAUAUGAAGACAUAUGCUUGUAAUGGAUUAGAUGCUAUGUCAUUGAUUUUGUGGCUUCUCGUGGUGCCCAAUGUCAAAGUGUUGGAUUUGGAAUCGAUGGAAAAUGCCGAUAAAGUGAUAUUGAUAAAAACAUUGGACCAAUUGCUGUCAGAAAGCGAUCGUGUGAAGUCAAUUCUUGAUCGUAUUGAGAAGGUUCAUAUUUGGAAAUCUCGACAUGAAACUCAAACAAGAUCAAAACGAAAUUUAUAUCAGAUAAUUUCUAAUAUAUUUUCUAAUGCAAAUCUUGGCAAUCUUUAG